CGAUAUCCCGUUCGAUGGCGUCCGAGGCGCCGCCAGCGAUCCGCCUCCAUGAAGCCGACGAGGUGACGGAGGGUACGAAGCUGCCCAACACCCUUCGCAUCACGGUGCUCCGCGCGCGCAACAUGGCCAAGGCCACGCUCCGUGCGACCACGAGUCUCUACUGCAAGCUUGCGUCGUCGGGCAUGACGUACAAGACGGCCAUCAAGGCGCGAACCAUCGACCCUGUCUGGAACGAAACGUUUUCAUUUCGCGCGAGCGACUACAUGACGACCGUGACGAUCGUUGUCGCCGACAAGGUCAACGUCAAGAAGCGCGUCGUGGGCCAGCUCCGCCUCGUCGCCUCCGACAUCAUGGCCGAGCCCACGAUGCGCUCCACGCGCUGGUAUACGCUCGUCGACAAGGCGUGGGCGCCCAACGAGAAGCUCGGCGAGCUCGAGAUCAAGGCGUCGCUCGUCUACGAGCGCGAGAACGAUAGCGUGCUCCAGCGCCGGGUCGACGUCCAGCGCGCGGUAGUCGCCCCCGCGGCCAUCGCGGUGGGCGAGACGUGGGACACGUCCGACGCCGACGGCUUUGCGGUACAGCAAGACGAGACCGACGACGACGCGCUGCUCCGUAAGCAAGAGCUCGACCUCCAAGAGAAGCAGCGGCUCGAAGCCCUGCUCGUCAACAUUCCGCGAGGUGAUUUCCAGAUCCAAGCGCACAUCCUCGAAGCGCGGGAUCUCAAAGGCGAAAACUUUGAUGGGACGUCCGACCCGGUGUGCUUCGUCGAAGUCAUGGGGAAGAAGCAGAAGACGUCGGUGAAAAGCCAGACGUUCUCAUGCGUCUUUGACGAGCUCCUCUUCUUCCGCUUCCGCAACAUUGGCCGGAAGGAGCUCGAGCAAGCCACCAUCACGGUAUCGGUCUACGACAGCAACGUCCUUCGGCCCAACGUCGAGAUCGGGACGUACCAAUUUGACGUCAUGAGCAUCUACUGCCGCCCCCAACGCGAGGUGUACCGGCAAUGGCUCGCGCUCGUCGACCACAAGAGCAAGAAGGACAAGGGCAUCCAAGGCUAUCUGCUCGUGAGCAUGGCGAUCGUCGGGCCCGGCGAAGCCUUCCCCGUGCACGAAGCGGUCAAGGAGAACGACACCAAGGACAUUCACGACCUCGUUUUACUGCCCCCGGCCAUCACGCAAUCCCUACACUUUCUUGUCGUGACCGUGUUUGCCGCCGAGGAGCUGCCAGCGCUCGACACGCCUACGCUCCUCUCGGCCGCCGGCAUUGACGCGUUUGUCCGCGUCGACUUUGCGGGCAAUGUCAAGUGCAAGACAAGCGUCAUCUCGAUCAAAGGCUCGCACAACUUGUCGGCCACGUUUCUCGAAGCGCUCUGGAUCCCCGUGCUCAUGCCUACGAUGAGUCGCCGCAUCAGCAUCAGCGUCCGGGACCGCGAGCUCGGUCGGUCGAGCAAACUUGUGGGGCAGAGCAUUCUCGACUUUCUCCAGCUACCGGCGAUCGACGCCGACCUGGCCGACGUGGCCAACGCCACUCUCUUGGAGCAGACGCCGCUGCGGUACAUCAACUUGUACGGGCCGCCGCUGCAAGCAAAUCAGCACUCGGACGCGUGCAAGCACAUGAAGCAGUUCCCUGAACACGGGUCGACGUACCGAGGCCGGCUCCUCGUGAGCGUGGCGCAUGUGCAGCGGCCAUCGCCCGACGAGAAUGAAAAGAUGCACGUCAAAGAGGUCACGAUCGAGGACUGGGACGCCCUGCGGCCGCCCAUGACGCGCUACGUACUCCGCGUUGCGCUCUUUUUUGGCCAAGACGUGCCACAGGUGCGACUGCGCACCGGUCUCUGCGCCAAGCUGUUUGUGGUCGUCAGCAUCGGCCAGUACGCCGUGCGCUUUGAUGCGAUGCCCGUCAAGCACGGGCGCGUGGUGUGGGGCGCGGCGCUCGACGCCAAGAACAUUGAGCUCCCGUCCAACUUGACGCAGCUGCCAGACGUCAUUGUGACACUCUGUCGCGAGUCCAGCGACGCCGACGACCUCCACGGUAUCGCGUACGCACGCAUUCGCAGCAGCGACCUCGUCCAAGCCGGCUUCCAAGUCCCGAUGCGCUGGCUGCACUUGCUCGAGGAAGUCGCGCGGCCGCCCGGCUUGCUCCCGGGGCAGUCGCCGGGCUCGCUCCUCCUCCGCGUCGCGUUUGGCCGCGAAGAGCUCGCUGCGCGCGAGGCGUGGGUCACACCGUUUAAUGCGAUCUCUGAGACGCUGCCGUGCAUGGUCCGCGUGCAUAUCUACCAAUGUCGCGGCCUCUUCGCCAAGUCAACGACUAAGAACGGACUGCCGGACCCGCAGAUCUUGGUGCAUCUGUUGCACGAGACGAAGAAGACCAAAGCAAAGCGGCGCACGCUCGACCCGCUCUACUACGAGUCGCUCCAGUUCAACGUGGACUUGCCGAGCAACUUGGAGUUUGCGCCCGAGCUCUGGCUCCAGGUGGUGUCGAAAACCGGCUACAGCAAUAGCACGACCAAAUAUCUCGGCGACUUGCGUAUUCCGCUGGCCAAAGCCACCAAGUCGACAUCCGUGCCGUACCCAGUGUGGCACACGCUCCGCUCCGACACGAACGUCCUCGAAGACCUCGGUGUGACGGGGGAGAUCUUGUUGUCCGUGCAGCUUCUCGUCAACCCGACGGCCGAAGAGCGCUCAAUUCCGCUGCCGUCGAUCGUGCCCGAGUGCCGGGACGCGUACGUCGACAUCAUUGCCAUGGGCGUCCGCAACCUCAAGUCGAAUCGCCUCUUCCACAUCCAGAAUCCGUUUGUCGAGUUUGAGCUCACGGGCGCAGCGUCGGCGAGCCGCGAGAACGCCGAGCGCCGCACAAAAGCAAGCCAUGAGCCGGAAAGCAAGAACGCAAAUUUCCUCGAACGGCUCGUGAUCCCGACGCGCCUCCCGAUCGACACGCUCUUCAGUCCGCAGCUCGUGCUCAAGGUGUACGACAGUACGAUGGGCGGACUGCACCAGCCGCUCAUUGCGUCGUGCGUGAUCGAUUUGACCAAGAAGCUGCCGUGGAGCCCGAGCUACGAGCCGCCGUUGCAGCAAGAAUUCGACUACCACCUCCACCUCGAGAAGCAGCGCAACCGCCAAUCGCAAAAGCAACACAGCGACGCUGGCAGCGAUGCCGACGAGAACGACGCCGACGAUCCCAAAGACGAUGGGUCCGACGACAACGACGGGGCUAACGUUGACGACGAUGACGACUUCAUGGGCAGUGCGUCGGGGAGCGACGACGACAACGACGACCCGGCCAAGGAAGACGAGACGCAGCCCGCUGUCCGCGACGACGGCACGGGCAUUGGUGCGCUUCACUUGCCCCACGUGUCGUACGAGCCCUCACCAGCGUCCCGGGACGACCCCGCCGUCCAAAAGCAGCUCCAGGCCGAGGCCGACCGCCGACUGUUCGCGUCAGUCGAAGACGCCAAGAAGAAAGGCCGCGUGUACAUUGUGCCUGGCACCAACAGUGACGUGUUGGACGCGGACAUGGCCGCCAAGAAGGGUUAUGACACGCCGCCGUACUUCGCCGGUCGCGACUGGUGGAUUCAAUCGGGCGGGAAGGAGCUCGAAGAGUACCUCAAGACCAAGCCGUUCGAGACGUACCCGCUCUUCCGCGCCCACACGGUCCUUGGGUCCCUCUUCCGCCGUCGCAAGGAGCGCAUCCAGAUACAAACGGGCGUCUUCAAAGGCCUCGUCGUCGUGACGCUCGAGUCGACCAAGCAGAGUCUGCUGGUGGAUUACACGUCGCUGACAGAGCCCAAGCCAUACGAAGUGCGCGUCUACGUCCUCCGCGCGACAAAUCUUCAGCCAAAAGACCGGAAUGGACUCAGCGAUCCGUAUUUGCGACUCCAAUUGGGUCAAAACAAGGUCAACGACCGCGACCAGCACCAGAAGAAGACGCUCAACCCCGACUUUUACCGUCUUUUCACGGUCGAAGCGACGAUCCCAGGCACAUCGCAGCUCUCCAUUUCGGUGUGGGACCACGACCGGUUUGGGACUGACGAUUUCAUUGGCGAGACCAUCAUCGACCUCGAAGAUCGGUGGUUCCACAAACAGUGGCAAGACAUUGGCCUGGGCCACCCCAAGCUCAAAGCCGCGGGAACGCUCAAGCCGAUCGAGUACCGACCGCUCUGGACGGGCAAGGAGGCGACGUCGCAGGGCACGCUGCAGCUGUGGGUCGACAUUCUCACGCCGUCGCAAGCGGCGAUCUACGAGCCGAUCGACAUUGCGCCGCCGCCACCGAAAAAGUUCGAAGUGCGCGUCGUCAUUUGGAAGUCGGAGGGGGUUGUCGACAAGGACCUGAGCGAGACGAACGACUUGUUUGUGAAAGCGUGGAUGGAGGGCCACAAGGCGCAGUCGACCGACAUUCACUGGCGCUGCUCGACGGGCAAAGCGAGCUGGAACUACCGCAUGAAGUUUCAAGUUGAAAUGCCCAUGAAGCCCGAGUUUGCGCGCCUGCAUCUGCAGCUCUGGGAGAAGGACCUCCUCAAGUGGCAAGACAUUAUCGGUACCUUGCAAUUUAUAGUCGUUGAGCACGAUCUCGUGUUCGUGCAGGCGGUACGGAGCUCGACCUUUACCGCUGGCUCCAGCUCGCGUACCAGGAGAACCGGACGGUCCUGCCGUUCAAAGAAAUGAAACAUGCAGCGCGCGUCCUGGAUGGCGACAGCGAUGGCGAGAGCGAGAAUGAGAGCGACGACGACAACCAAACCCAUCACUACGCCGAUCUCGACUUGGAGAAGAACCACGUCACCAAGCCGCUGCUCAACGAGAGAAAGAAGAAAUCGCCGUCUCGGUUGGGGAAGCUCCAGACGCUACUGCGGACCAAGGUCAACGCCAAAGCGAGUGGCGACGGCGCCAGUGUCCCAAACGCCCAACAAAAAGCCGACAAGCGCGCGGCCAAGGAAGAGAACGAAGCGAAAGAAGCGAUCGGCUCCUUCCUCGACUUUAUCGGGCUCGGGCGGCUCCACGACGACUCCGAGUGGCUCACGAUGCGCUUCCACAACCGCGCCGAAGGCAAAUCCGAAGAGAUGGGCCAAGUUGCUAUCGGGAUUCAAAUCGUGACCGAAGCCGAGUACAGCGCGACGCCGGUCGGGAGCGGCCGGAAGGAGCCCAACAUCAAUCCGUAUUUACCACCGACCGUCGGUCGCAUCAAGCUCAGCGCCAACCCCUUCAACGUCCUUCGCGAACUCGUGGGUCCCAAGGCCUGCGCCCGCAUUGCUUGCUUUUUGUGCUGCAUGGGCUGUCUCAGCUUCAUGGCGCUCUUUGGCGCCAGCAUCAUGAGCGCACUGACGUUCUACGAGCAAAUGAAGGUGCGUGCCGAGGCGGCUCAUAGCCGGCAGCCAUAACAAAACACUUGAGUUUGAACACACG
Messenger RNA from Saprolegnia diclina VS20, 5393 nucleotides. RefSeq lists its product as hypothetical. The record is from RefSeq and is a predicted model, not a curated record. The coding region runs from base 15 to 4658 and encodes 1547 amino acids. The transcript has 18 exons. Gene Ontology annotation, biological process: plasma membrane organization. Lineage: Eukaryota; Oomycota; Saprolegniomycetes; Saprolegniales; Saprolegniaceae.